Molecule: messenger RNA, 1536 nt
Organism: Meleagris gallopavo (turkey)
Lineage: Eukaryota; Metazoa; Chordata; Aves; Galliformes; Phasianidae
Source: RefSeq, a predicted model, not a curated record
AAAUUAUUUUGUUUCUUCACAGUAAUGACAGAUGGGUAUGGAUUGGAAUGAAUAAGAGGAGUCCAGAUUCUUUGGGAACCUGGCAAUGGAGUGAUGAUAAACCCGUAACUAGUCUUGUCUUGCCACACGAUUAUCUGGAAGAUGAGUAUGACACGAGGGACUGUGUUGCUUUAAAGACCUUUCAGUUUUCAAGGAGAUCAUUUUGGAGAUAUUAUUUCCAUGAAGGCAGAGACCUGGAGUUUUAUUUCAAGCCUUUUGAUUGUGAGGCUAAACUCGAAUGGGUCUGCCAGAUAACUAAAGGUAGCACUCCAAAGACACCUGAGUGGUAUAUACCAGAUGAAAUUGGAAUCCACGGAGUCCCACUUGUUGUUGAUGGAGCAGAGCUGUGGUUUGUACCAGAUAAAAACCUGAGCUUUCAAGAAGCUAUUUCCUACUGUCAGAAAAAUGAUAGUGAAUUGGCCUCUGUGGAGUCUUACCCAAAACUCAGGACAAUACUAUCUCAGAUAGAAAAGUUAUCGAACAGUGAACAGAAGUGGUGGCUGAAGUUUAUUGAUUAUGGCUACAGCUAUCAUUCACCUUUACAGUUAUUUCCACGCUUCCAUGAUCGAUCCCUGAGGGACUGCUGGUAUGUUUCUAGGAAGAGCUGGUAUAGAGACUACCCAGUUAACUGUAACAUGAAGCUGCCCUUCAUUUGUGAGAAGAAUAAUGCCUCCUUGCUGGAGAAACACGAUCCCAGUUACCGCCCAGUCACAGGAGGUUGCCCUAAGGGUUGGCUUCGAUUUCGGAAUAAGUGCUUCCUAAAGAUGAAAUCUGAGUUCUUAACGUUUAAUGCAGCUAAUGAAAAGUGUGUAACUUUUGGAGGCUCUCUUCCAUGCAUCUCAAGUCAAGCUGAGCAAGAUUUUAUAACAUCCUUGCUUCCUCAAAUGCCAAGAGAUAUUUGGAUUGGUUUGCAGUUUUUGUUCAGCACAAGAGAAAACAAGUGGAUAGAUGAGAGCAGACUGUUGUAUAGUAACUUUCACCCACUCCUGACAGGAAGACUGAGGAAAAUUCCACUGGAUCUUUUUGAUGAAGAAUUUAACAAUCAGUGUGGUGUAAUCCUCAAUGAUCCCAAGUCUCAGUAUGUUGGAACAUGGAAUUUCACUGCUUGUGCUGACAGGCACUUCUUGGGUAUAUGCCAGCGUCCUAUAGGUAAGUCUGGAGAGUCAAAAUAAAUUAGAGCUAGAGCUUGCUGUUAAGAUGUGUGCCAGAAGACCUUUUAGGUAUGUAUAAAUCAUUGCAUUUGAAGAGCAAGAUGCUUAUGGACUGUGAGCAGGUAAACUCUGGAAAAGCGUAUUGUGUGAAGGGUGAUCUGGGGAAAUUUUUUUCCAACUAUUUAGAGUUUUCCCUUUUUCAUCACCCUGUUCUCUUGAGAGACUCUGUGUGGUUUCACUAAAAUCAUUCGUAAGCCUAUCAUAACUUUAGCAUUCUGUGGGUAUUGAUGCCGUGUACAUCAAGGGCUGGAACAAGCGAUUCCUUCCUCCUCUGUAGAACUGUGGC